CAUAAAGAGUCCACCGACAGUUCAAACUAGCUGCUUAAGACGCGCCCACUUUCUUGUGUUGUGCAUUUUUGCAAGGAGAAGAGAGAGUGGAUCUGCUCUGCGUUUCAUGAGAAGGGAACACUUGUUGUUACUCGAUAAAAGUCAGUUAAAACUCGCUUGGAAAUGGUACUGCCAAGAGUUAUCCGUGCUGUCAUCAUGGGACCCCCGGGGUCGGGGAAAGGAACUGUGUCUGGGCGCAUUACCAAAACUUUUGGGCUGAAGCACAUUUCCAGUGGGGACAUUUUGAGAGCCAACAUCAACGCGCAGACCGAGCUGGGGCUGCUAAUGAAGUCCUGUAUUGAUCAGGGUCAGCUGGUGCCUGAUGACGUCAUAUCUCGUCUCAUCCUGAAUGACCUGAGGGCAAUAGAUGGCAGAAGCUGGCUGCUUGAUGGUUUUCCUCGUACAGUGUCCCAAGCAGAAGCUCUGGAUGAUGUCUACACCUUGGACACAGUUAUUAACCUCAAUGUACCUUUCCAGACCAUCAAGCAAAGGUUGACUUCACGUUGGACUCACCUUCCGAGUGGCAGAGUAUACAACACAGAUUUCAACCCGCCUAAAGUCCCUGGCUUUGAUGAUGACACAGGGGAGCCUCUUUUCCAGAGGGACGAUGACAGACCAGAGACGGUGACACGGCGAUUGAAGUCUUACGAAACCCAGACGGAGCCCGUCUUAGAAUACUACAGGAGUAAAGGUGUGCUAGAGACCUUCUCUGGGACAGAAACCAAUAAGAUAUGGCCACAUGUUGAAGUUUUCCUUCAGAGAAAAUUGUCUUCAAUCAAUCAAAAAGUUGAAUAGAAAGCCUGAGAAGAGUUUAUCGACAGAAACCACUGUGUGCAUUGUCCAGUCAAAAUGCCACUUUUGCAUUAAACAAAGGGAGUAAUAUAUUCUGAAUGUUUUAAAACGGGGAUAACACUCAUCUUAUGUGUACAGGAGUACACAACAGUAAAAUGCCACCUAAAACAAAACAUAAGCUUAGUUUGGUAAUGUUUCCACGAUGCUGACAUUGGUUUUUGAACGUCUCAGGUUGUGUGCAAAAUCUUUUAAACAGUAGUUGUUAGACUUUGCACAGAUUGCCUCUUCACUCCAAUAGUGUGCCUUUUUAUGAAGCAAGCAGAAAACUGAGUGACUCCAAUAUUAAGGCUAUUAACAGUAAGUGAAGGCUGCGUUUGCAGAGUAUAACAGCUUGACGUGUGCCGGUGAAUGCAGCCAGUUUUUAAGGAAAGCGUAAAGUCUUAGCUUUUCUAAUUAUAAUCAUUACUUCCUUUCUUGUUUGAUUCUGAUGAAU
Molecule: messenger RNA, 1324 nt
Organism: Neolamprologus brichardi
Lineage: Eukaryota; Metazoa; Chordata; Actinopteri; Cichliformes; Cichlidae
Gene: ak3
Product: adenylate kinase 3
Biological process (GO): nucleobase-containing compound metabolic process
Cellular component (GO): mitochondrion
Molecular function (GO): AMP kinase activity; ATP binding
Source: RefSeq, a predicted model, not a curated record